Messenger RNA from Salvia splendens (bonfire salvia), 2332 nucleotides. Its product is annotated as probable metal-nicotianamine transporter YSL7. The coding region runs from base 191 to 2239 and encodes 682 amino acids. Gene Ontology annotation, cellular component: membrane. NCBI's taxonomy places the organism in Eukaryota, Viridiplantae, Streptophyta, Magnoliopsida, Lamiales, Lamiaceae. Gene Ontology annotation, molecular function: oligopeptide transmembrane transporter activity. The record is from RefSeq and is a predicted model, not a curated record. The transcript has 5 exons.
AGCAAAAAGAAAAGAAAAGAAGAGAAAAUUUGAGUAAAGAGAAAAAGAGCAGAGUGUCAACUGUGGCUGCAAUUUCGGGGGUUGAGUGGAGAUCCCCUCACUCAUGCUCAUGCAUUCUCUCUCUCUACAUCAUCGUCUUUGUUUGCUCAAUAGAAAAAGCAAAAACAAACAUCGAUCUUGAAUAGUAGUGAUGAGGAAAAGUGAGGUGGAAGACGGUGAGGGAGGCCUCGGCGAGGAUGACCCGGCGGCGAUGGAGAGAGCUUUCGAGGAGAUGCGUGUGCCGCCAUGGCAGGACCAGAUCACCUUCAGAGCGAUGUUCACUAGUCUCGUUUUGAGCAUUGUGUUCAAUGUCAUAGUUUGCAAGCUCAAUCUCUCCACCGGUGUUAUUCCGUCGUUGAACGUCGCUGCGGGGCUUCUCGGAUUCGCCGCCGUCAAGGCGUGGACAGUGAUGAUCGAGAAGUGCGGCCUUCUCAAGCAGCCCUUUACCAGGCAGGAGAAUACUGUGAUUCAAACCUGCGUCGUCGCCUCUUCCGGCAUUGCUUUUAGCAGUGGAACUGCAAGUUAUUUGCUGGCGAUGAGUCCAAUCACAGCAUCUCAAGCUGAAACAGGAAAUACACCAAACAAUGUCAAACAACUCCACCUUGGAUGGAUGAUUGCUUUCGUUUUUGCUGUCAGCUUCGUCGGCCUAUUCUCAAUCAUGCCGCUAAGAAGGGUGAUGAUUUUGAAAUACAAAUUGACAUAUCCAAGCGGGACUGCAACGGCCUACCUUAUCAACAGCUUCCACACUCCCAAAGGAGCCAAGCUAGCUAAGAAACAAGUGUGGGUUCUUUUCAAAGCCUUUGUUGGUAGCUUUUUGUGGGCUUUCUUCCAGUGGUUCUUCGCAGCUGCUGACGGCUGUGGCUUUAGCAGCUUCCCCACAUUCGGUCUCCAAGCCUACAACCGCAGAUUCUAUUUUGAUUUCUCUUCUACAUACGUGGGUGUGGGGAUGAUAUGCCCUUACAUGGUUAACAUAUCACUGUUGAUCGGAGCCAUAAUAUCUUGGGGCAUUAUGUGGCCGGUGAUCGAGUCGAAGAAAGGCCAUUGGUACAGCGCGGACAUACCGGGAAACAGCCUUCAUGGCAUCCAAGGAUACAGAGUGUUUCUUGCUAUUGCUAUGAUUCUAGGUGACGGCCUUUUCCAAGUGGUGUACAUGGCUGUACUCACACUGAGUAGCUUCAUGCAGCAGCUGGUGCAUAGGAACGAGUCAGAGGAUGAGAGAGAAGAAGGGGACUCGGUAGAGGACUACAAUGAGAGUAGGCGAACCGAGUACUUCUUAAAGGACCAAAUCCCCAACAGAGUAGCCAUAGGCGGAUACAUUGUGCUAGCUCUCAUCUCAAUAAUUGUGGUGCCGCACAUCUUCCCUCAGCUAAAGUGGUACCAAAUCCUAGUAGCCUACAUCAUAGCUCCGGUCCUCGCCUUCUGCAAUGCCUAUGGCUGUGGCCUCACGGAUUGGUCCCUGGCCUCCAACUACGGGAAGCUUGCAAUCCUCGUGUUCAGCUCAUGGGUGGGGCUCCAGCAAGGGGGAGUUCUCGCAGGGCUAGCCUCGUGCGGAGUGAUGAUGAGCAUCGUCUCGACUGCCUCUGACCUGAUGCAGGAUUUCAAGACAGGGUACCUCACACUAUCCUCCCCUCGGUCCAUGUUCGUCAGCCAAGUCCUUGGCACUGCCAUGGGGUGUGUUCUCUCUCCACUGGUGUUCUGGUUCUUCUACAAGGCAUACAACGUAGGGGACCCAGAGGGCACUUUCCCAGCCCCCUAUGCCUUGAUGUACCGAGGCAUUGCGCUCUUGGGGGUGGAGGGAUUCUCGUCGCUCCCAGAGAACUGCUUGAUGCUGGCGAUAGGGUGCUUCGUGGCAGCGGUGCUGAUCAACGUGCUGAUCGUGGUGCUGAGGAAGUGGGAGAGCAAGUAUAGGAUCUAUAGGAUUAUCCCCAGCCCUAUGUGCAUGGCCAUUCCUUUCUAUCUUGGGGGCUACUUUGCCAUUGACAUGUGCGUUGGGAGCUUGAUUCUCUUCGUGUGGCAGAUGAAUAACAAGAAGCAGGCGUCCGAGCUGUCGCCGGCCGUGGCAUCAGGGCUCAUCUGCGGUGACUCACUAUGGGGGAUUCCGGCGGCAAUAUUGGCCUUGGCCGGAGUGAGUCCGCCGAUUUGCAUGAAGUUUUUGGGAGCUGCGGCUAAUAAGCGGGUUGAUUCCAUAUUAGGCGGCUAAUCUUCAAAUAUUGUAUAUAAUGUAGGUAGUCGAUUACAGGUGAUUGAAAAAACACAUACUCCAUUAAUAAAAAAUAUUUAUGGGAGAGAUUAA